AUGGAUAAAGUCACACAAUGGCGUACAUGGAAGUACUGCUGGUUUGCGCUACGUAUUUCUUUGCUGCUGUGCUUCGGAAAACAGGUUUGUGCUCAGAUAAGGUACUCUAUUCCAGAGGAAGUAAACGAUGGAACAGUUGUGGGAAAUCUUGCAAAGGAUUUGGACCUGGAUGUAAGAACGUUGGUGGAAAGACGUUUACGUAUCGUUUCGGGACCUAAAGACAUUCCUUUCCAAGUAAACCAGAACAAUGGCGUCUUGCAUGUUCAUAAUAAAAUCGACAGAGAGGAGGUAUGUGACAGCAUCAGUCCCUGUGUAUUUAACCUUAAAAUUGCAAUAGAUAACCCGUUAGAGAUUCAUUACGUGGUAGUAGACAUUACGGAUACAAAUGACAACGCACCUCGAUUCCCAGAUAAACAACAAAGAGUAGAGAUCGCGGAGAGCACAAUACCAGGGGCGCGUUUUCAAUUACAAAGUGCACGCGAUCCUGACAUUGGCGUACAUUCUGUGCGCUCUUACAAAUUAAGCAAAAACGAACAUUUCGAUUUAGAAAUAAAAGAUAGAGACGACGAAAAAGUACCAUUCCUGGUUUUACAGAAAGCAUUAGACAGGGAGCGUAAAGCAGAGCACGAACUGACACUGACCGCAGUGGAUGGUGGAAAUCCAUCAAGGUCUGGGACAUUAACUGUCACUGUCACUGUUCUCGAUAACAAUGACAAUCGUCCACAGUUCAGUCAAGAGGUUUACACAGUACAUUUGCAGGAAAACGUUCUAAUCGGUACUAUUGUACUACAAGUAAACGCUACAGAUCUAGACGAUGGUACAAACGGAGAGAUCAUAUACUCCUUUGGUAAUAACUUCAACAGUAAAGUUUAUGAUGUAUUUGAUUUGAAUACAGUUUCUGGUGAAAUAAGCGUUAAAGGCAAAAUCGAUUUUGAAAGCAGUGAUGUGCACAGAUUGGACAUUUUGGCUUCCGAUAAAGGCACACCUCCGAUGACUGUUAAUUGCAGGGUCACUGUAAAAAUUUUAGAUGUGAAUGAUAACAGUCCUGAAAUAGAAAUUACAUCACUCUCUAAUGUAGUGCCUGAAGAUUCCAAACCGGGAACAGUUAUUGCUUUAAUCAGUGUUUUAGACAAAGAUUCUGGUGUAAACGGGAAAGUUAUAUGUUCUUUGUCAUCGAACAUACCAUUUGAACUAAAACCGUCUGUGCAAGAAAAUAUGUACUCUUUAAUUACAAACUCGUAUUUGGACAGAGAGGAGAUUUCACAUUACGAAAUAAUUUUAACAGCCACAGACCUGGGUCAGCCUUCUCUAACUGCACAAAAGAGUUUUAGUGUCCAGGUAUCAGAUGUGAAUGAUAAUCGACCAGAGUUUGCUCGAAAUCCCAUGGAAUUAUAUCUAACAGAAAAUAACACCCCCGGUGCUUCAAUAUUUUCUGUAACUGCUUCAGACAAAGACUUGAAUGAAAAUGCAGUGAUCUCAUACAGCAUUCUUAGAGGCGAUGGUGCAAAAAACAACAUGCCAACAUUUCUAAGUAUUAAUUCUGAAACAGGGACUAUUCAUGCCCUAAAAUGUUUUGAUUAUGAAGUAACCAAAAUGUUCCAGUUCCACGUGGUCGCUAAAGAUUCUGGAACACCGUCACUAAGCAGCAACGUUACAGUGAACGCGUUCAUUUUGGAUCAGAACGACAACAUUCCAGUGAUCUUAUAUCCAGUCAGUGCUAAUGGAUCUGCUGAAGGUGUAGAGGAGAUUCCUCGUAAUGUGAAUCCAGGACAUUUGGUGACUAAAGUGAGGGCCUAUGAUGUGGAUAUAGGAUACAGUGGCUGGUUAUUAUUUUCACUGCAUGAAGUGAGUGACCACAGCCUUUUUGGUUUGGACCGCUACACAGGACAGAUCAGGACCCUUCGCUCAUUCUCAGAAACAGAUGAGGCUGAACACAAACUGGUCAUACUGGUCAAAGACAAUGGUAACGUUUCACUUUCAUCAACAGCCACUGUAAUAAUUAAACUUGUUGAACCCAAAGAAGCUUUUGCUGCGUCCGAUGUUAAAAAUUCAGCAAACCAUGAUGAGUCGAAUGAAGUGACAUUUUAUUUAAUUAUUACCUUGGGAUCGGUUUCAUUUCUUUUCCUUAUUAGUAUCAUUGUGCUGGUUGUAAUGCAGUGCUCAAAAUCUACAGACUUUUCAUCCAAGUAUUUACAAGAUACAAAUUACGACGGGACUCUGUGUCACAGCAUUCAGUACAGAUCUGGAGAUAAACGCUACAUGUUAGUUGGACCCCGAAUGAGUAUCGGUUCUACUAUAGUUCCAGGAAGUAACAGGAAUACUUUAGUGGUACCAGAUCGCAGGAGAAGAACUUCUGUUGAGGUAAGAGUCAAGUCAGUCUUCUUUACUGUUUAAAAAUAGAAUCUUCUCAUAGUAUUUGUAUGGAGAAUCAUAUUGGGUAUUUUUUAUCUAAUGCCUUAA
This is a messenger RNA of Clarias gariepinus (North African catfish), 2460 nucleotides long. Its product is annotated as protocadherin alpha-7-like. Gene Ontology annotation, cellular component: plasma membrane. Gene Ontology annotation, biological process: homophilic cell-cell adhesion. Lineage: Eukaryota; Metazoa; Chordata; Actinopteri; Siluriformes; Clariidae. The record is from RefSeq and is a predicted model, not a curated record. Gene Ontology annotation, molecular function: calcium ion binding.